CCUUCCACAGCCGCUCCCGGGCCAAGGCUAGCUAGCGACCAGGAGAAAUAGAGUGGAAAAUGCAAAACAACGAAAUUAUUAAACCUGCCAAAUACUUCUCAGAGCUGGAGAAGAGCAUCUUGCUUGCUUUAGUAGAAAAGUACAAGUAUGUGUUGGAAUGUAAGAAAAGCGAUGCGCGAACUAUUGCCCUCAAGCAGCGUACCUGGCAGGCACUGGCUCACGAGUACAACUCUCAGCCCAGCGUGUCGCUGCGGGAUUUCAAACAGCUGAAGAAGUGCUGGGAGAACAUCAAGGCUCGGACCAAAAAAAUUAUGGCCCAUGAGAGGAGGGAGAAAGUGAAGCGCAGCGGGAGCCCAUUGCUGAGUACCCACGUCCUGGGGAAGGAGAAGAUCGGCAGCAUGCUGCCAGAGCAGCUGUACUUCCUGCAGAGCCCACCCGAGGAGGAGCCCGAAUACCACCCGGAUGCUGCCGCCCAAGAAUUAAAUGUUAGGGAAUCUGAUAUCAGAGUAUGUGAUGAAUCAUCCUGUAAAUAUGGAGGUGUCUGCAAAGAAGAUGGAGAUGGUUUGAAAUGUGCAUGCCAAUUUCAGUGCCAUACAAAUUACAUUCCUGUCUGUGGAUCAAAUGGGGACACUUAUCAGAAUGAAUGUUUUCUCAGGAGAGCUGCUUGCAAGCACCAGAAAGACAUAACAGUGGUGGCCCGGGGACCUUGCUACUCUGAUAAUGGCUCUGGAUCUGGAGAAGGAGAGGAGGAAGGCUCGGGAGCAGAGGCUCACAGGAAGCAUUCCAAGUGUGGACCGUGCAAGUACAAGGCUGAGUGUGACGAGGAUGCGGAAAAUGUUGGGUGUGUAUGUAACAUAGACUGCAGUGGGUACAGUUUUAACCCUGUGUGUGCUUCUGAUGGGAGUUCCUACAACAAUCCCUGUUUCGUUCGAGAAGCAUCUUGUAUAAAGCAAGAACAGAUCGACAUAAGGCAUCUUGGCCACUGUACAGACACAGACGACACGAACUUAUUGGGAAAGAAGGAUGACGGGCUGCAGUAUCGACCAGAUGUGAAAGAUGCAGGUGAUCAAAGGGAAGAUGUUUAUAUUGGAAGCCACAUGCCUUGCCCUGAAAACCUUAAUGGGUACUGCAUCCACGGGAAGUGCGAAUUUGUCUACUCUACUCAGAAGGCUUCUUGUAGAUGCGAAUCUGGUUACACUGGGCAGCACUGUGAAAAGACGGACUUUAGUAUUCUCUAUGUGGUACCAAGCAGGCAGAAGCUCACUCAUGUUCUUAUCGCAGCCAUUAUUGGAGCUGUACAGAUCGCCAUUAUAGUAGCAAUUGUCAUGUGCAUAACAAGGAAAUGCCCCAAGAACAACAGAGGACGUCGACAGAAGCAAAACCUAGGUCAUUUUACUUCAGAUACUUCAUCCAGAAUGGUUUGAGCCGCUGACUUUUAUAUGCACACUGACCAUGUGAUGUACAUUUAUUAUGUCUUUUUUUAAAGAAUGGAAAUAUUUAUUUCAGAGGCCUUAUUUUUGGACAUUUUUAGUGUAGUACUGUUGGCUCGUAUUUAGACUAUUUAGCUACAACAGUUUUGGACUGUUCGGUAGUCUCUGUUUUAUGUUUUUUAAAUACAGAAAUUGAUUUCACGAAAUUGUGCCACAUGGUAAUACCGAGACCUGUUCUUUACCCAUGGAAUGUAAUAUUUUUGCAGAGACGGAUGGACCUGCUUCACAGGGUUGUGAUGUUGUACUUCCUCCCCAGUGACCACAGCAAACAACAAAGCAUGAACUAAAGUAAAGAUGUUUACAGAUUACUUUUCUUACAAAAAAAAAAAUCUAGAAGACACUGUGUUUAAAUAGAUAUUUCAAUGUUUCUGAGAUUUAGUACCUGAUUUUUUUAGACACCUGCCCCUGUUGCAUGAGCUGCAAAGCUAUGUGUAUGUUAGACGUAACAGAUUUAUAAGCUGUUCGGACUGGAAUUGAGGAUUUCUCUCUUUGGAGACAUAAACAAUUUGGAAAGGCACCUGGGAAAAGAUCACUGAGAAUAGAUUUAGAUAUUGUCAAGAAGACUGUUUAAUAAGCAGAUUGGAAUAAAACCUACAGUAUCAGUUAAAUGACUUUAAUACACAUUUAUUUUUCAAACAUUAUAUCUGUUUUAAUAUAAAUAUACAAAUUGUAUCAGUGUUUGUGAAUACAAUGCAGAAAUAAUUGUUAAUCACUGGUGCUCUGAGAGUGAGCUUAAAAAUGACCUAAGACCUCUAACUCAAAUUUGUCCUGUAGUAGCUCUAUUAAUUGUUGGUGUUUAAAGGUCUGAAAUGUGAGUAGAAUGUAUUGAGGUGUUUAACGUGUAGUUUAGCCUGUCAAAAUUAUGCAUGUAGAAUUUAAAUACUAUGUUUAAACUUAAAUAUUAAUUUUAAUUAUUUGAUUUGGUAAAGCAUGUUAUAAUAUAAUGUUUUC
Psammomys obesus (fat sand rat) is the source of this 2441-nucleotide messenger RNA. Its product is annotated as myb/SANT-like DNA-binding domain-containing protein 3. The transcript is spliced from 11 exons. Gene Ontology annotation, molecular function: protein binding. Bases 60 to 1424 code for a protein of 454 amino acids. The record is from RefSeq and is a predicted model, not a curated record. NCBI's taxonomy places the organism in Eukaryota, Metazoa, Chordata, Mammalia, Rodentia, Muridae.